ACAUUUCACAGGAAUGCUUGGUAAACAUUGUUUUGAUCGUUUGUUCUAUUUUCCUGCAUCUACUUGUGCAGAUGGAACUGUGCACAACCUAAAUGAAUACAUUGAGGUAUCCCCUGCUGAUGCGGCCAGAAGUAUUGGAGUUGACUUGAUUGAUGAAGUUUUUACUCAGAAACUAGGUGUGCUGGUGAGUGAAAAUCAAUUGGAGGAAUUCUUUUCCCUCGUGUGA
Ilex paraguariensis (yerba mate) is the source of this 226-nucleotide messenger RNA. Lineage: Eukaryota; Viridiplantae; Streptophyta; Magnoliopsida; Aquifoliales; Aquifoliaceae. The record is from the annotation of a GenBank genome assembly.